UUUAGGACAGUCGAGUUAUCUGUGCAUGGUUUUAAUAGCGGAGACCGAGUGGCCGCUGAAGUUAUAUUCGUGUGGUAUCGGCUCGCUGUUCUGUUAUCAUGUAAAACGGGCGCAGUACAGAUAUAAUCGCUGUAUUAUCAGACGGGAGACACGCCCUCAUAUCCGGCCCCACAGCCAGAGCCAUUUUCUGCUAACGCCGCUUCUCCCAGCGUAACCGACCCGAGAAGCAGUGAGCGCUAGCAGCUAAAACGCAUAGGUUAGCUAACGCUAGCUUCCACUUUUUGUGUACCGAUACUGAUUAAAUACUCAUUUUUUAGGAUGAGUGACAUCGAGGACGGGAACUUCGAGGGUAGAGAUUCCCGCUCACCUUCCAAGUCGGAGCGGGGCAGCCCAGUCCAUGCUAAGUCUGACAGCAGAUCGGGCUCUCCCAGCCCAUCCCGAGCUUCCAAGCGUUCAGAAUCCAGAUCCCGCUCCAAGUCCAGAUCUCACUCUCGCCGACACUCCAACCGCCGUUACAGUCGCUCCCGUUCUCACUCUCACCGGAAGAAGUCCCGCUCCCGCUCCUACAGCCCGGACUAUCGACGGAGGCGAAGCCAGAGCACGUCACCCAUGUCAAACCGCCGACGUCACACAGGCAGCCGGGCAAAUCCGGACCCCAACACGUGUCUGGGUGUGUUUGGUCUAAGUCUGUACACCACAGAAAGGGAUUUGAGAGAAGUGUUCUCCCGCUAUGGCCCACUUACAGGAGUCAAUGUAGUCUAUGACCAGCGCACCGGCCGAUCCCGAGGAUUUGCUUUUGUCUAUUUUGAACGCAUUGAUGAUGCCAAAGAGGCUAUGGAGCGAGCUAACGGGAUGGAGCUGGAUGGUAGACGCAUCAGAGUGGACUACUCAAUCACCAAAAGGCCACACACCCCUACGCCUGGAAUCUACAUGGGUCGUCCCACACAUAAUGGAGGAGGUGGGAGCAGCAGCGGUGGCCGCAGAAGAGACUCAUAUUAUGACCGUGGCUAUGACAGAUAUGACAGAUAUGAUGAGUACGACUAUAGAUACAGAAGACGUUCUCCAUCACCUUACUACAGUCGUUACAGGUCUCGUUCAAGAUCUCGCUCUUACAGCCCACGACGGUACUAAGAUCACAAACCCCUGUUGUGUUUCAUCAGCCUGGAUCUGUGAAGGUUAAAAGAAGCUAUUACAUGUGUAACUGUACUUGGAGGUGGAAGAAACUUUGAUUUAAACAGAGCAGCUCUAAUUAGAUUGGGGGGAAACUUGUUUCUGUUUAGUAGGUGUCUUAAUUUGUACUUUCCAGUGAUAAAGUAAUGAUUUUGGAGGUCCUGGGCAUAGUCUUGGCAUUUUUUUAUUGUAUAGUAUGUAUGUAUGUAUGUAUGUAUGUAUGUAUGUAUGUAAAAUAUAGAUGGUUAUGAACAGCUGUGAAUGAGCUUGUUAUAUUCAAUGUGUAUUUACAACUGUGUGUGUGUGUGUGUGUGUGUGUGUGUGUGUGUGUGUGUGUGUGUGUGUGUUAAGACAAGUGAGAAUGUAUUCAACGUUAUAACAGUUCACUUAAACCUUCUGUUGUGUGACAACACCUACCAUUGUACUUUAUCAAGGAAUAAAAAUAACUCAAGACCUUGUAUCCGUUUGUUAGUUUCAUACCCAUAGCUUUCAAAGUUUUCUAUCGUUACUGGAUUACAAGGUAAAUACAGAAAUAAAGAAAGUACCUCAUAA
Messenger RNA from Pygocentrus nattereri (red-bellied piranha), 1722 nucleotides. It is a transcript of the gene tra2a, whose product is annotated as transformer 2 alpha homolog. The coding region runs from base 319 to 1131 and encodes 270 amino acids. Gene Ontology annotation, molecular function: RNA binding. The record is from RefSeq and is a predicted model, not a curated record. Gene Ontology annotation, cellular component: spliceosomal complex. The transcript is spliced from 8 exons. Gene Ontology annotation, biological process: positive regulation of mRNA splicing, via spliceosome. NCBI's taxonomy places the organism in Eukaryota, Metazoa, Chordata, Actinopteri, Characiformes, Serrasalmidae.